This is a messenger RNA of Neoarthrinium moseri, 1500 nucleotides long. RefSeq lists its product as uncharacterized. The coding region runs from base 1 to 1500 and encodes 499 amino acids. Gene Ontology annotation, molecular function: protein binding. Gene Ontology annotation, cellular component: TORC2 complex; TORC1 complex. The record is from RefSeq and is a predicted model, not a curated record. Gene Ontology annotation, biological process: TOR signaling; regulation of actin cytoskeleton organization. Lineage: Eukaryota; Fungi; Ascomycota; Sordariomycetes; Amphisphaeriales; Apiosporaceae. The transcript is spliced from 5 exons.
AUGUCUGUUAUUCUCUGCACUGCCGGAUAUGACCACACGAUCAGGUUCUGGGAGGCCCUCUCGGGCAUCUGCUCGCGCACCAUCCAGCACCCAGACUCGCAGGUGAACCGCCUCUGCAUCUCGCCCGACAAGCGCUUCCUCGCCGCCGCCGGCCACCACACGGUCAAGCUCUACGACAUCAAGUCGACCAACCCGAACCCGUUGCUGACCUUCGAGGGCCACACGGGCAACAUCACCGGCGUCGCCUUCCACUGCGAGGGCAAGUGGAUGGUGACCUCGAGCGAGGACGGCACCGUCAAGAUCUGGGAGACCCGCACCGGCACCAUCCAGCGCAGCUACAACCACGGCAGCCCCGCCAACGACGUCGUCAUCCACCCCAACCAGGGCGAGAUCAUCAGCUGCGACCGCAGCGGCAGCGUCAGGGUCUGGGACCUGGCCGAGAACAACUGCAGCCACGAGCUGAUCCCCGAGGAGGACGUCAGCGUUAGCAGCGUCACCGUCGCCAGCGACGGGAGUCUGCUCUGUGCUGCCAACAAUGCCGGCAACGUCUUCGUCUGGGCCCUGAUCCAGAACUUCGACCACACGCAACUGUUGCCCGUAACCCACUUCUCGGCGCACAAGGAGUAUAUCACCCGAAUCCUCCUGUCUCCCGACGUCAAGAAGCUGGCUACCUGCUCCGCGGAUCACACUGCCAAGAUCUGGGAGGUGGCCGACGUCGACCCGGCCGCCCAGACUCCCUUGCCCGUACACAACGCCUCGACCUCGACCAACGGAACCCACAGCGUGCUCAACGGCGUCAACUUCCCCAACCCCUCGCCCACCUCGGAUCCCACCGCCCCGGACCUCAACGGCGCCGGCGCCCCGAAGCCCUACCCGCUCGAGGCCACACUGCAGGGCCACCAGCGCUGGGUGUGGGACUGCGCCUUCAGCGCCGACUCGGCGUACCUCGUGACUGCAUGCUCCGACCACUACGCGCGGCUCUGGGAGCUGCACUCGCAGCAGGUCAUCCGCCAGUACAACGGCCACCACCGCGGCGCCGAUGGCGGGGACCCCUCUGAGCUGCACACCGAGCUGCAGCGGGACCCUUACCACCGCCCCGCCGCCGAGGCCCUCGACGCCCUACGCCGGUACUAUGCCGAGCGCGCCAGCAUGCGAGCCGUCGAGUGGGAGCGCAGGCGCCAUCGGCACCCAGAGGAGGGAGGGUUGGCGACACAUACCGAGGCCGCCGCUGUCAUGUCGGCCCCGCGUGGGAGCGACUCCGACCGGGAGCAUGGCAGCGUGGAAUACGUAGGCGGACAGAGUAACGAACGAGAUGUGUUUGGGCGGAGUAAUGACGUAUUCGGCGUUCGCAACCCUGGAUUCCCAGUAGGUAGCGUUGACAGUCAGGUCGUGAUCAGUGGCGAAAGUAACCUGGUGGUGGUUGAUUUCCCGGAUCACGAGGGAGGAAGACAGGGCCCAGAAACUGCUACGGAGGGCGGCGAUGUUCUCAAUGAGGAUUGA